AUGAAUCAAAAAAUUUCAUUUGACGGGAAUGUUUAUGAGUUUCAUGACGAUGAUCUUCCAUACGAAGAAGAAAUUCUCCGCAAUCAACACUCGGUGAGACACUGGUUGCGGUACCUGGACCACCUGAAGUCCACCAAAAGCACAAACUUAAGCAUUGUAUAUGAGCGUUCUUUAAAAGAGCUCCCCGGAAGUUACAAACUAUGGUAUGGAUACUUGAGCCACCGGGUGAGUCAGUUAAAAAAUCGUCGACUAGAUGAUCCGUUGUACGAAGACGUGAACAACGCCUUUGAACGGGCGUUGAUUUUCAUGCAUAAAAUGCCCCGUAUUUGGAUCGACUACUGCACAUUGAUGACCGAGCAGUGCUUUGUCACGAGAACUAGACACAUAUUCGACCGGGCUUUGCGAGCUCUCCCGAUCACCCAACACCACCGUAUCUGGCCUUUAUAUUUAGACUUCGUCAAGAGCCAUGACAUCCCUGAGACCGGCAUCAGAGUCUUCAGGAGGUACCUCAAGCUCGCUCCAGAAGACACAGAAGAUUAUAUUGAAUAUUUAAUUUCAAUCGGCCGCUUAGAUGAAGCUGCUAUCAAGCUUGCCCACAUCGUCAACCAAGAUGACUUCAUCUCCAAGCACGGAAAGUCGAACCACCAGCUCUGGAACGAGCUUUGCGAUUUGAUCUCCAAAAAUCCGGACAAAAUCAAGUCGCUCAAGGUCGACCCGAUCAUCAGAGGUGGUCUCAGGCGGUACACUGACCAAGUAGGCUCUCUCUGGAACUCCCUAGCCGAUUACUACAUCCGCAGCGGCUUGUUUUUGAAAGAGCCAGAGACAUUUACGAGGAAGCGAUUCAAACUGUUUCAACAAGACUUCACCCAGGUUUUCGACGCUUACUCGCAGUUCGAAGAAAUAUCGACGAAAAAACGCAUGGAAGAAGUCAGCAAAAACCCCAACAGGACUGAAGACGACGAAGUGGAGCUAGAUCUACGGCUCGAGAGAUUCGAGUACCUCAUGGAGCGAAGACCUUUGCUUCUCAACUCAGUUCUGCUGAGACAGAACCCUCACAAUGUUCCUGAGUGGCACAAGCGCGUAAAACUCUACGAAGGGCAGCCUCAUGAAAUAAUAAACACUUUUACAGAAGCAGUCCAGACAGUGAAGCCUCAAUUAGCUGUUGGAAAAUUUCGCACCCUCUGGGUGGUCUUUACAAAGUUCUAUGAAGAAAACGGACAGUUGUCUGAUGCGAGAGUGGUCUUUGAACAGGCCACUCAUGUUCCGUAUACCAAAGUUGAUGAUCUAGCUUCUGUGUGGUGCGAGUGGGCGGAGAUGGAGCUUCGUCACUUCACUGGCAAUCGCCCGGAGGAAGCUAUGAAAUUGAUGCAUCGCGCCACUGCGAUGCCGUCCAGGAAAGUCGGGUACUACGACGAGACAGAGACGGUUCAGAUGAGGUUGUACAAGUCCUUGAAGGUUUGGUCGAUGUACGCUGACCUGGAAGAGACUUUUGGGACUGUUAAAACCUGCAAGGCUGUAUAUGAUAAUAUAAUUGAUCUGAAAAUAGCUACGCCUCAGAUUAUCAUCAACUAUGGGAUGUAUUUGGAGGAUCAGAAGUACUUUGAAGAGGCUUUCAGAGCUUAUGAGAAAGGAAUUGCGAUGUUCAAGUGGCCGAAUGUCUUCGAUAUCUGGAACACUUAUUUGGUUAAAUUUUUGAACAGGUAUAAGGGAUCAAAAUUAGAACGGACACGUGAUUUGUUUGAACAAUGUUUAGAACAUUGUCCGCCAAAAUAUGCGAAAGUGUUUUAUUUAUUGUACGCGAAGCUCGAAGAAGAAUAUGGACUUGCUAGACACGCGAUGAAUGUUUAUGAUCGCGCUAUCAAAGCUGUGCCUACUGAAGAGAAGUUCGAGUUAAAGUCGCUGAGAUUUACGGCAUGCCCAAGACCAGGGAAAUUUAUACCCAAGCUAUUGAGGUCCUUCCUGAAGACGUCCCGAGAAAUGUCGCUGAGGUUCGCGGAGAUGGAGACCAAGCUUGGUGAAGUUGAUCGAGCUAGGACUAUUUAUAUUCAUUGCAGUGAAAUUUGUGACCCGCGAGUUACUUCGAGGUUCUGGCAGAUUUGGAAGGAGUUCGAAGUCCGUCAUGGAAACGAGGAAACGAUGCGUGAGAUGCUGAGGAUCAAGAGGAGUGUACAGGCGAUGUAUAACACUCAGAUUAACAUGAUGACCGCGCAGAUGCUAAACAGUACCACUCCGACGGAAAAUACUGUUGAUGCGAUGAGACUGCUGGAUAUGAAGGCUGCUGAUUCUGAAGAAGCUCCGCAAGGAAAUGCACCAGCUCCUCCAAGAGGCACGAUAAACUUCGUCAGAAGUGUCACCGAGGGAGGAAAGGAUGAUGGAAAGGUGAAAAAUCCGGAUGAGAUUGAAUUGGAUCUUGACAGCGAAGAAGAGACAGAGGAGAUUGAAGAGGAAGAAGUUCCCGUGGAAAAACAGGCGAUUCCUUCGGAAGUUUUUGGAGGGUUGAAGCCUCAUGACGAUGAUCUUCCAUACGAAGAAGAAAUUCUCCGCAAUCAACACUCGGUGAGACACUGGCUGCGGUACCUGGACCACCUGAAGUCCACCAAAAGCACAAACUUAAGCAUUGUAUAUGAGCGUUCUUUAAAAGAGCUCCCCGGUAGUUACAAACUGUGGUAUGGAUACUUGAGCCACCGGGUGAGUCAGUUGAAAAAUCGUCGACUAGAUGAUCCGUUGUACGAAGACGUGAACAACGCCUUUGAACGGGCGUUGAUUUUUAUGCAUAAAAUGCCCCGUAUUUGGAUCGACUACUGUACAUUGAUGACCGAGCAGUGCUUCAUCACGAGAACUCGACACAUAUUUGACCGGGCUUUGCGAGCUCUCCCAAUCACCCAACAUCACCGUAUCUGGCUUUUGUAUUUAGACUUCGUCAAGAGCCAUGACAUCCCUGAGACCGGCAUCAGAGUCUUCAGGAGGUACCUCAAGCUCGCUCCAGAAGACACAGAAGAUUAUAUUGAAUGUUUAAUUUCAAUCGGCCGCUUAGAUGAAGCUGCUAUCAAGCUUGCCCACAUCGUCAACCAAGAUGACUUCAUCUCCAAGCACGGAAAGUCGAACCACCAGCUCUGGAACGAGCUUUGCGAUUUGAUCUCCAAAAAUCCGGACAAAAUCAAGUCGCUAAAGGUCGACCCGAUCAUCAGAGGCGGUCUCAGGCAGUACACUGACCAAGUAGGCUCCCUCUGGAACUCCCUAGCCGAUUACUACAUCCGCAGCGGCUUGUUUUUGAAAGAGCCAGAGACAUUUACGAGGAAGCGAUUCAAACUGUUUCAACAAGACUUCACCCAGGUUUUCGACGCUUACUCGCAGUUCGAAGAAAUAUCGGCGAAGAAACGCAUGGAAGAAGUCAGCAAAAACCCCAACAGGACUGAAGACGACGAAGUGGAGCUAGAUCUACGGCUCGAGAGAUUCGAGUACCUCAUGGAGCGAAGACCUUUGCUUCUCAACUCAAAUCCUCACAAUGUUCCUGAAUGGCAUAAGCGUGUGAAACUCUACGAAGGGCAGCCUCAUGAAAUAAUCAACACUUUUACAGAAGCAGUCCAGACAGUGAAGCUUCAAUUAGCUGUUGGAAAAUUUCACACCCUCUGGGUGGCCUUUGCAAAGUUCUAUGAAGAAAACGGACAGUUGUCUGAUGCGAGAGUGGUCUUUGAACAGGCCACUCAUGUUCCGUAUACUAAAGUUGAUGAUCUGGUUUCUGUGUGGUGCGAGUGGGCGGAGAUGGAGCUUCGUCACUUCACUGGCAAUCGCCCGGAGGAAGCUAUGAAAUUGAUGCAUCGCGCCACUGCGAUGCCGUCCAGGAAAGUCGGGUACUACGACGAGACAGAGACGGUUCAGAUGAGGUUGUACAAGUCCUUGAAGGUUUGGUCGAUGUACGCUGACCUGGAAGAGACUUUUGGGACUGUUAAAACCUGCAAGGCUGUAUAUGAUAAUAUAAUUGAUCUGAAAAUAGCUACGCCUCAGAUUAUCAUCAACUAUGGGAUGUAUUUGGAGGAUCAGAAGUACUUUGAAGAGGCUUUCAGAGCUUAUGAGAAAGGAAUUGCGAUGUUCAAGUGGCCGAAUGUCUUCGAUAUCUGGAACACUUAUUUGGUUAAAUUUUUGAACAGGUAUAAGGGAUCAAAAUUAGAACGGACACGUGAUUUGUUUGAACAAUGUUUAGAACAUUGUCCGCCAAAAUAUGCGAAAGUGUUUUAUUUAUUGUACGCGAAGCUCGAAGAAGAAUAUGGACUUGCUAGACACGCGAUGAAUGUUUAUGAUCGCGCUAUCAAAGCUGUGCCUACUGAAGAGAAGUUCGAGUUAAAGUCGCUGAGAUUUACGGCAUGCCCAAGACCAGGGAAAUUUAUACCCAAGCUAUUGAGGUCCUUCCUGAAGACGUCCCGAGAAAUGUCGCUGAGGUUCGCGGAGAUGGAGACCAAGCUUGGUGAAGUUGAUCGAGCUAGGACUAUUUAUAUUCAUUGCAGUGAAAUUUGUGACCCGCGAGUUACUUCGAGGUUCUGGCAGAUUUGGAAGGAGUUCGAAGUCCGUCAUGGAAACGAGGAAACGAUGCGUGAGAUGCUGAGGAUCAAGAGGAGUGUACAGGCGAUGUAUAACACUCAGAUUAACAUGAUGACCGCGCAGAUGCUAAACAGUACCACUCCGACGGAAAAUACUGUUGAUGCGAUGAGACUGCUGGAUAUGAAGGCUGCUGAUUCUGAAGAAGCUCCGCAAGGAAAUGCACCAGCUCCUCCAAGAGGCACGAUAAACUUCGUCAGAAGUGUCACCGAGGGAGGAAAGGAUGAUGGAAAGGUGAAAAAUCCGGAUGAGAUUGAAUUGGAUCUUGACAGCGAAGAAGAGACAGAGGAGAUUGAAGAGGAAGAAGUUCCCGUGGAAAAACAGGCGAUUCCUUCGGAAGUUUUUGGAGGGUUGAAGCCUGUUGAAGAAAUGGAGCAAGAUUAA
Cotesia congregata is the source of this 4977-nucleotide messenger RNA. Lineage: Eukaryota; Metazoa; Arthropoda; Insecta; Hymenoptera; Braconidae. The record is from the annotation of a GenBank genome assembly.